This is a messenger RNA of Oncorhynchus kisutch (coho salmon), 3491 nucleotides long. Its product is annotated as zinc finger protein 112. The coding region runs from base 225 to 2951 and encodes 908 amino acids. NCBI's taxonomy places the organism in Eukaryota, Metazoa, Chordata, Actinopteri, Salmoniformes, Salmonidae. Gene Ontology annotation, cellular component: nucleus. Gene Ontology annotation, molecular function: DNA-binding transcription factor activity, RNA polymerase II-specific; RNA polymerase II transcription regulatory region sequence-specific DNA binding. Gene Ontology annotation, biological process: regulation of transcription by RNA polymerase II; embryonic hindgut morphogenesis; embryonic pattern specification. The record is from RefSeq and is a predicted model, not a curated record. The transcript has 4 exons.
ACACUCCAGUACAGUAGAUGGCGGUGUAUGCGAUCCGCAAACCCAAUCUCAAAGAAGAAGAAGAAACUAGCAGCGACACAGAACUACACGGGAAACAUUGUAGCUAGCAUUUUUAAACCUAAUGAUUAGCCCACUAGUAGCAUAUUAACGUUACUUUGUAACAAAGUUCCAAUCUUUUGCAGGAGCACGACAGAGCUGCGUUAAGAUUAAUUAAACAUUUGAAAAUGUUGAGCAGUGUUUCUCUACGGGCGCAGAUCGCUUCCAUCAUAGAGGUACUUUCUAAAGCUGCGGUUGCAGAAAUUAGCAAAGUAGUCGACGAUGGUAUAGUUGUGUUACGUGUGGAAAUGUGUCAACGGGAAAAUGAAAUCAACGUCCUGAAAAAUAAUGUACAACAACUUGACAGCGAGCUUCGAAGAGCUCGAACUCGUGGGAUUCAGGCUCGAAGACGCAUUCAUCAUGGUCGAUCAGUCGCUGCUGAGAAUCUUGGGAGAGGAGGGCCAGGUAAAAGCGGUACUACUUGUGUAGGGAGGACCUCGCUUGAGAAACUGCAGUCUGGGGAAGGUGGUAAUGAAAGGGAUGAAGAAGACAUUCGACGUGCAGAUGAGACUCGGGUGAAGACUGAGCCAGGAGUGGAGCUGGAACAAGCAAAGCAAAGUACAGGGAGAAAGGACAAAGGUCGUCUGGAUGCUGAACUGUCAAUGUAUGACAGAGACAGCCAGCAGUGGAUGUCCAGUUCACAAGCAGACAAUGAUAUGGAGAUGAGCCAUUCAGAAUAUUUGAAUAGUUCAGGGCAAAACUCCCAGUGUCUCCCUGAUCACUCUUCUGUACCUCCUGGAAAUUCCGGAAAGGCGGAAGCGUCAUGCAGCAGUGUUUCGUUUCCAGGUAAACCAUAUUUUGAUGUAAGAGAGGAUAUGAUUUCACAGCUCAGACAGCCACAACAUUAUCGGCAGUCAGACAUACUCAAGAGAACAAGUGACGGCACAGUACAGUCAAACCCAGACCCUAGAAGUGUAUUGGGCUUUGGCUCAAAUUAUAAUACUGCAAGGAGAGCGAGGACCAAGAGAUUUUGCCAGGUUAAGAAACACUUCAUUUGCACACUGUGUGGAAAGAGUUUUGAACGUUACGGCCAUCUUGAAAGACAUCUGCGAAUUCAUACGGGUGAGAAACCAUACAGCUGUGACCUAUGUGGAAGAUGUUUCAACCAGAAGAGUAGCCUCAAAGGGCAUCUGAAGACUCACAGAGUGUCGAUAGACGGAGAAGCUAACAACGAGGAGAUGCCUCCCCUGGAUAGAAGUCAGUCUGAGGAAGAGCAAUGCAACAAAAAUAAUGAAGUGGUCCAAACUCCUGAGAUACCUGUGAAGUCGGAGCCAGAGGAGCAGAAGGAUGCAUCCCAGACACUGAAUCAUAAAGGAGAAGAACAGACUGCAGGAAACGCAGAAGAACUGGCUGCUAACUUGUCGUUGUGUGAGAGAGGGAGCCAGUCGUGGAUGUCCGGUUCACAAGCAGACCAUGAUAUUGAGACAAGCAAUUCAGAAUAUUUCAGCAGUUCUGGUCACAAGUCACAGUGUCUCCCUGACCACUCAGCUUUAAAUCAUGUCCCAGGAAGGGUGGAAGCAUCAUGCAGCAGUGCUUCAUUUCCAGGAAAACCAUAUGUUGAUGUCAGAGAAGAUAUGAUUUUGCAGCUCAGACAGCAAAAUUAUGGACAUUCAGACACACUCUUGAUAGCAAGUGACGGCACAGUACAGUCAGACUCACAGGGCAUGGAAGGGGUUACACUGAACCAUAGCCCUAUCUUCUCUAGUUUUCCAAGGAAAGUGAGGACCAUCCAAGGAGUCACCAAGGACAAGAAGUGCUUCAUCUGUUCAUUCUGUGGGAAGGUCUUUGAGCGGGUUGGUCAUCUGGAAAGGCACCAGCGAAUUCAUACGGGUGAGAAACCGUACAGAUGUGAAAUAUGCGGAAGGUGUUUCAACCAGAAGAGCAGCCUCAAAGGACAUCUGAAGACUCACAGAGAUGGUGUUGAAAUGCUAACGGAACAACCUCAACUUGAUAAGAAGCCUGAUGUCCAUCCUAGACCCUCAGAGAACCCAGAGGAACAGAGGGCUCAGGCCUCACUUGCUGAUGAACAGCCUAGCUCUGGGGACAGUGAAGAUGAGGAGGGGGGAAGGGGGCAGGGGUUAGUAGUGAAAGCGGAGCGAGAGAAGGAGUUUAAAGCCCAGACAAUCAAUCUGUCUGGACAUCAACACCAACAAAGCACAGAGCGACCAGGUUAUCAGGAUGACCCAGAGUAUGUCAUGGAUGAGAGGGAGAGUCAGCUGUGUAGAUCUUUUACAGCAGAGCGGCACAAUGAUAACGAGUCUGGAUCUGUACAUCCAGGUUGCUCCUUCGAUGGUAUAAAGCAGCAGAAGUCCCACCCAGAUUCGCCCAGUGUCCAAUACAAUCACCGUCUCUUUGAUGGAAUGCACCACCACCACGGGUUCUAUUCGUCAGCUUCUAGAGAGGUGGAACUUGAACACUUGUCUUUUCAGGAUGAGAAAAACAAGUUGGAAAUGAUUGAGCAAGAGCAGUAUGCAGGAAUGGCUCUACAUGCAAGGAACCGAGAGGAUGGCAAUGGGACAAUACUACCCAGGUUUCAGGACCGGGUACCACUACCUGUGGUGAAGGAAACGGCAAUGAGAGAGUACAUCACAGAACCAAACAGUAAAGAAGGCAUUUUAUUUGCCCUUGGUAUAGACGGUUUUGACAGCACAGAGGGCAGCAGUGCCACCACAGACAACACAAGAAAUAGAUGUUUCAUAUGCUCCAUUUGUGGAAAGAGUUUUGAUCGCCAUAGUCAUUUUGAAAGACACCAGCGCACUCAUACUGGUGAGAAACCCUACUGCUGUGAGAUAUGUGGUAAGAGUUUCACUCAGAAGAGCAGCCUGAAAGCUCAUCAGAGACUUCAUACAGGGUAGUUAACCAAAGGCCAGAUGGUCUUAAUCCAAAUUCAAUCAAUACUAGUGUUGUAAGAUGAGAAUUGGACAUAUGGCUGCUAUUGGUAAUAACUCGGUGUUGCAACAAUUUGGAAGUCCAACUAUAUUGUGUUGAUAAGACUUAAUGUUUGUUUUAUAUGGUUGUUUCCACUACACUUGAUUAAAUGGAAUAUUUGAGUAGUGCUUAGUUUGUCAUCAGGUAUCUCCAAUAAUGUGUAAAAAAGGUUAAAGAAAAACUUUGAAUAAUGAUUUUUUUUUCUCUUUCUACAUCAAACAUAUGGAUAAUUUAUCCAAUGAAUAGGGUUACGUGACCUUGAUGGUAAGUUUCUCUACUACUCAAUGAAUGAGUUGUUCAAAUUGAGUUUUCUUUACUCAAGCUACCAAAAACAGGAAAAUCAGCCUAGUUUGAGUAAAAUGUGGUUAUUUUUCUGUUGUAUAUAUUUUUUCAUGUAAAUUGUGAAUGUCUCAAUCUUGUGGGUUCACUGUUUUACUUGUCAGUAAAAAUAAAAUGUUUUAAGAGGA